Messenger RNA from Meloidogyne enterolobii, 402 nucleotides. Lineage: Eukaryota; Metazoa; Nematoda; Chromadorea; Rhabditida; Meloidogynidae. The record is from the annotation of a GenBank genome assembly.
AUGGCAUCAAAAUUAAUUAAUUACAAUAACAAUAUUUCCUUAAAUUCUUCCAAAAUUUGUUUAUCUCAACACAAUUUGCGUCUUUCUGCUCAUUUUGUUGAGAAAAUAUUUAUUGGAAUUUUAUUGCCUCCAAUUAUUUUGUUUGGUUUAAUUGGGAAUUGUUUAAAUCUUUUAAUUUUACUUGGAGGAAAUAAAAGAAAAAUUGCUAGACCAGACAUUUUAUUAUCUUCCCUUGCUUUGUUUGAUGCUUUAUUUUUAAUUUUAUUUCUUCCAAAUUCUUUGGCACAUUUUGAUUUAUUUUAUUUAAAUAAUUUAUUUCGAAAAUUUUAUUUUUUGUUUAAAAUACACAUUCUUGCAUUAAUUAAUCAGCUUAGUUUUUUUUUAUUUUUAUUAAAAAAAUAA